Messenger RNA from Cordyceps militaris CM01, 1347 nucleotides. RefSeq lists its product as uncharacterized. NCBI's taxonomy places the organism in Eukaryota, Fungi, Ascomycota, Sordariomycetes, Hypocreales, Cordycipitaceae. The coding region runs from base 1 to 1347 and encodes 448 amino acids. The record is from RefSeq and is a predicted model, not a curated record. The transcript has 3 exons.
AUGCAUACAUCCAUCACCAACCGCCGAGCUUGCUCCAGGCACAGGAAGCCCGCUAGCGCUGCACGGCCGGCGCAGACUGUGGCAAAAAGAGACACUAGAUCCCUGCUCGUUGCUGCAAAGGCUGGCUGCUUUCUGACCCACAUCAAGAUCCAGAAGGCCUCAUGGGGUCCUUUGCACGCCAGCCAGCUCUCACACUCCUCGGUUACCAUAUAUACACCCCCACCAUCAACCACGACCAUCUAUCAGCAACAUCGAGACAGCAAGAUGAUGCAGCAUCCUGUAUACGGGAUGCCUCCGCAAAGUGCUGCAGGCUAUCCCCAACAAAUGUACUACGAUGAUUUCAAUAUGGGCCAAGCACCUGGCCGCCGACUUUCGCGAGGAUCCAUGGGACAACGUAUUGGCACAGCUAUGCGAGUGAUGAAGCCAGCCAGCGCCAACAACAGCCCCAGAUCCGCCAUCUUGGCCGCCAGAAGGAGGACCAUGAUGAAUGAUGGCACCAACCCUCGCCGCCAACAACAGGUACUAGACUAUCUCAACACUGCCCAGAACCUGGGCCUUCCCAGACAAGAUGCAGUGCCUAGCCAGGGCCGUCCUCUAAGCUGGCAUCCAUCUUCGCACCUCGUCGUUCCCCAGGCCAACUUCCAACACACAACCGGCACCAACCCCAUCUCUACGCCAAACAUGUAUACCGACUAUCAAGAUAUGUAUUUUGGUGCUGGCUCUCAAUAUUCGCCCAUGGUCGAGUCGUACUCGACAAACACGUCUCCCGCCUCGGCCUUUUCGCCACUGCCAGCGUCUUUCCCUCUGGAGAAUGAACAGUACUAUGGCACAGAUGGCUGGGACAUGACACAAAAGCCCGGUGCACUCUACACACCGACCGAAGAGUGCCAAAUGUUCCCCAACUCGCUUCCAUCCAAUAUGGUUUCUGGGCAGGUACAGGGCAACAACGGUGUCGACUGGAACAACUUUAUUAUGCACGGCUUCAAUCGGACCUCCCCUCCUACCCCGGAGACCUUUCUCCAACCGCCGCAACAUUACCAACAAAGCAUGCAAGAGAGACCAGCCCCCUACCCUCAGGUAGAGCCGGCAGAGGAGGAGGAAGGCGAGAUCUUGGUGGGCAUGGGGCUGUAUGAUACACCCGAGAAGCACCAAGAGGAUCCGCAACUUAACAACUACCACUCCACUGUGACGUCUCUACUGGGCUCGACCUUUCGCCUCACCGAACCUGUUGGCAAGGGAUUGAAGCUUGAAGAGACGUGGGAGCCUCCCAAGUCUGAUGACGAGGACGAGGAUGAGGACGACGGGCUGGAUGCCGAAGGCGAAGAUGAAGCAGCAGGCACUGCUUAA